AUGGCUCGUCCUCGAGCAAAGUCGAACAGCCUGGGCGUGGACAUCCGAGGUGACACCAGCGCUCCGGCAAUGUCCACCAUAAACGAGGUCAGCCCUAUCGAGGGAGAGGCGCCCAAAUGGGAUCAGAACCUCCAAGCUGGCGCCUCUUCCGAGAAGCCCGCGAAGCAAUCGAAACGCCGCAAAAGCCGUUCAUUCCUCCGUCGCAUUAAAAAUAAAUGCUUGAAGCAUACAUGGCUCCUACCUCUCAUUAUCCUGAUCGUUCUCCUGGUCGCGUACGCGGUCAACCCGACCGAAUCCAACCCGUUGCACAGCGCCAUAUUUCUGUCCUAUCCCCAACCUCCGAAGACCCCCGGUGGCCCGAUCAUGUAUGGCAAGGGUCCUAAGGAUAUCGCGUUUGUAUCUUUCUACACGGUGGUCUUAUCGUUUACUCGGGAGUUCCUGAUGCAGCGCGUGAUCCGGCCAUGGGCAGUUUAUUGUGGCAUCCGUGGUAAGGGCAAGACGGCACGUUUCAUGGAGCAGGUGUACACGGCGAUCUACUUUGGAAUCUUCGGACCGUUCGGUCUGUAUGUGAUGAGCAGGUCGGAUAUCUGGUACUUCAACACCACUGCCAUGUUCGAGGGUUUCCCUCACCGCGAGCAUGAGGCCCUGUUCAAGGCCUACUAUCUGCUCGAAGCGAGCUACUGGGCCCAGCAAGCUAUCGUUUUGAUGCUGCAAUUGGAGAAGCCUCGAAAGGAUUUCAAGGAGCUCGUCGGUCACCACAUCAUCACCCUGGCGCUGAUCGGUCUGAGCUACCGGUUCCACUUCACCUAUAUGGGUAUUGCUGUCUACAUUACCCACGAUAUUUCGGACUUUUUCCUCGCGACCUCGAAAACUCUGAACUACCUUGAUCACAUCCUCACCGUUCCGUACUUUUCUUUCUUCAUCGCGACAUGGGUAUACCUCCGACACGUCCUCAACUUGAAGCUCCUCUGGGCAGUUUUGACCGAAUUCCGGACCGUCGGACCCUUUGAGCUGAACUGGGAAACCCAGCAGUACAAGUGCUGGAUCAGUCAGUACAUCACUUUCUCCUUGCUUGCUAGUCUGCAGGCAGUAAACCUCUUCUGGCUCUUCUUGAUUCUCCGUAUUCUCAAGAACUACAUCUUCAACAGCGUGGCCAAGGACGAGAGAAGUGAAGACGAGGAUGAGGAGGAGUUGGAGGAGGAAGCGAAGCAACAAGCUGCUAUUGCUACAGGUGUUGAGGCACGCGAUGUUGGUAAGGAAAACCAGACUCCGCAAGUGCUGCUCAACGGCGAGCCUGUCGGUGAUAAAGGCCCAAGAACCCGCAGCAGGAAGGCUUAA
Molecule: messenger RNA, 1338 nt
Organism: Aspergillus wentii DTO 134E9
Lineage: Eukaryota; Fungi; Ascomycota; Eurotiomycetes; Eurotiales; Aspergillaceae
Product: TLC domain-containing protein
Exons: 3
Coding region: 1-1338 (445 amino acids)
Biological process (GO): ceramide biosynthetic process
Cellular component (GO): membrane
Molecular function (GO): sphingosine N-acyltransferase activity
Source: RefSeq, a predicted model, not a curated record